Messenger RNA from Culex quinquefasciatus (southern house mosquito), 637 nucleotides. RefSeq lists its product as uncharacterized. Bases 134 to 637 code for a protein of 167 amino acids. The record is from RefSeq and is a predicted model, not a curated record. Lineage: Eukaryota; Metazoa; Arthropoda; Insecta; Diptera; Culicidae. The transcript has a single exon.
GUUUUUCGAUUUAGUGAAAAUCUGCGUGAGCUAUUAGGAAAAUUUUAGUCAAUGGUGUAAUUAGGUGUGUAAUUAGGCUAAACGAAAUUUUGCGCUGGUGUUUAAGUAGAGAAAUUUGCUGGAAGAAAGCAGGAUGAGCCGAAGUCGUCGUUCGUCGUUCGGGCAUAGCCACUAUCAGCAACAAUUCACUGUCACCUCGACUAUCAAUUACGGUGAUGGGCUAUGCGAUAACGGGGCUAGUGUUCCGCAGAACGGGGCCCCGUCGCCGUCACGGUUCAGCGAGUCGUCCUACUCGAACCUGGGGACGCGAUUGACGGCCUUUGUGUCCCCACCCAGCGGUGGCGAAUGCUAUCGAAAUGAGGAAAAUCUACGACCGUGCUGUGUUGCAGCAACUCCUACCGCCCCAUCGUCGUCGUCGUCGGUAGCGCCACCACCGUCAAGCGAUCGAUAUUCCUCCACUAGCUCAGCUCCCACGUCUAUUAUCGGCUAUCCUGAUAACAGAAAUGCACCUCAUCACCGAUCGAUGUCGCCCAGCUCCCGGACCCGCUACCCGGUUCCCGAAAGGUUUCGUGACCCUCCGCCAGCACCGAAAACCGAUCAGUACGGAAACUAUCUGAUCAACAAUCCUCCCCGUUGA